AUGGGCACAGGCAACCAGACGUGGGUGAGAGAGUUUAUUCUCCUUGGCCUGUCGAGUAACUGGAACACUCAGGUUUCCCUCUUUGUCCUGUUCUUGAUCACGUACCUGGUGACAGUGCUUGGCAACUUCCUCAUUGUCCUUCUGAUCAGACUGGACAGCCGUCUCCACACCCCCAUGUAUUUCUUUCUCACCAACCUCUCCCUCGUUGACGUCUCUUAUGCCACGAGCAUCGUUCCUCAGAUGUUGGUGCAUUUUCUUGCAGAACAUAAAGUCAUCCCACACGUGAGCUGCGCAGCACAGUUGUUCUUCUCCCUGGGCUUGGGUGGGAUUGAAUUUGUUCUCCUGGCAAUGAUGGCCUAUGACCGCUAUGUGGCCGUGUGUAACCCGCUGCGGUACUCGGUCAUCAUGCAUGCAGGGCUCUGUAAGAAACUGGCUGUCAUAUCCUGGGUCAGUGGCUCUGUCAACUCUCUCAUGCAGACAGCCAUCACCUUUCAGCUGCCCAUGUGCACAAACAAGUUCAUUGAUCACAUAUCCUGUGAACUCCUUGCCGUGGUCAGGCUGGCUUGUGUGGACACCUCCUCCAACGAGGUCACAAUCAUGGUGUCCAGCAUUGUCCUGCUGAUGACCCCUUUCUGCCUGGUUCUCUUAUCCUACAUCAAGAUCAUCUCCGCCAUCCUAAAGAUCCGGUCCACAGAGGGGAGGAAGAAGGCCUUCCAGACCUGUGCCUCGCACCUGACCGUGGUCGCCCUGUGCUAUGGGAUGGCCAUCUGCACUUACAUCCAGCCCAGGUCCAGCCCUUCCGUCCUUCAGGAGAAGCUGAUCUCUCUCUUCUAUGCUAUCUUGACCCCCAUGCUGAACCCCAUGAUUUACAGCCUGAGGAAUAAGGAGGUAAAGGGGGCCUGGCAGAAACUCCUAGGCCAAUUAUCUGGAUUAAGGUCCAAGCUGGCAAGUUGA
This is a messenger RNA of Condylura cristata (star-nosed mole), 954 nucleotides long. RefSeq names its product olfactory receptor-like protein OLF3. Gene Ontology annotation, biological process: G protein-coupled receptor signaling pathway. The record is from RefSeq and is a predicted model, not a curated record. Lineage: Eukaryota; Metazoa; Chordata; Mammalia; Eulipotyphla; Talpidae. Bases 1 to 954 code for a protein of 317 amino acids. Gene Ontology annotation, cellular component: membrane. Gene Ontology annotation, molecular function: olfactory receptor activity; G protein-coupled receptor activity. The transcript has a single exon.